Rhodamnia argentea is the source of this 561-nucleotide messenger RNA. RefSeq lists its product as uncharacterized. Bases 71 to 382 code for a protein of 103 amino acids. Lineage: Eukaryota; Viridiplantae; Streptophyta; Magnoliopsida; Myrtales; Myrtaceae. The transcript has 4 exons. The record is from RefSeq and is a predicted model, not a curated record.
AUCUCCAAACCUUGCACUUUUUCACACUCUCUGUCUCUCGUAUCUGGCUUCUGCUUGUGGAGGGAAAAACAUGGUGCACCGAGAGCGCCGCCGCCACCGCCGCCAACCCUGUCUGUACUGCCACCCGCAAAGCUACAUAAGAAUGGUGCAACAUUUGAUUGAGAGAUGCCUUGUCUUCCACAUGACCAGAGAUGACUGCAUCCAAGCUCUAGCCAAACAUGCCAGCGCUCAGCCCGUCGUCACCCUCACGGUUUGGGAAGAGUUGCUGAACAAGAAUAAAAGCUUCUUUCAAGUGUAUUACCGAGUUGUUCCCCAGAGCCAUCCGGAAUAUAAGCCAUCGGAGAGGUUCUCGGAAGGGACACAGCAAAUAGCAAUGAGGUGAAGAAUUGAGAGAGCGACCUGCUAAGGAGAUAGUACAGAAAAGGUGGUAUGCACAGCUAGUUCUUGUAGGCUUAUGUUAUAGCCGUGAUUCGGCAUCAAUUCUGCCCAUGCGCCGGGUUCGUAUUAGUUUUAGACAGAAGCUAAUGGAUUCAGGGACGACGCAUUUCGUUCGGUUUACUA